Prorocentrum cordatum is the source of this 381-nucleotide messenger RNA. Lineage: Eukaryota; Dinophyceae; Prorocentrales; Prorocentraceae. The record is from the annotation of a GenBank genome assembly.
AUGGACGGCGGUGACAGCAAUACUUGCCCGUUGCGAGAGCAGCUUGGAACCAACGUGGCCUCUGCGAAGGUCUCCGCGGAGAUCUCCGAAGGGGCGCGGCUUGGAGAGGCGUUCGCCAGCGGCCUGAUCUACUGCACGGCCAGCCUGCCGCUGGACAUCACCAAGACGCGCAUUCAGAACAUGAAGCCGGACCCCGCCACAGGUCAGAUGCCAUAUUCUGGCAUGUUGGAUGCGCUGGUCAAAGUUGUGCGGGCAGAAGGAGCCCUCGCGCUCUGGAAGGGCUUCCCGCCGUAUUUCCUGCGCAGCGGCGGGCACACCGUGUUCAUGUUCCUGUUCAAGGAGCAGUACACGAAGAUGUACAAGAGCGCGCGAGGGACGUGA